This is a messenger RNA of Aspergillus aculeatinus CBS 121060, 279 nucleotides long. Its product is annotated as ATP synthase subunit e. The record is from RefSeq and is a predicted model, not a curated record. Gene Ontology annotation, biological process: proton motive force-driven ATP synthesis. The transcript has 3 exons. Gene Ontology annotation, molecular function: proton transmembrane transporter activity. NCBI's taxonomy places the organism in Eukaryota, Fungi, Ascomycota, Eurotiomycetes, Eurotiales, Aspergillaceae. The coding region runs from base 1 to 279 and encodes 92 amino acids.
AUGGCUUCUCAGGGUGUCAACGUUUUCCGCUACUCGGCUCUGAUUACCGGUCUCGUCUACGGUUUCUACCACCAGUCCUCCCUCACCUCCGCCGCCAAGCACGCAGAGGCCGAGCGUGAAUAUGCCCGCCAGGAGCGCCUGAUCGAGCAGGCCAAGGCCGAAUGGAAGAAGAAGACGGCGCCCAAGGAUUCCAAGACGAACAGCGGCGUGAUUACGGAUCCCGAGGACAGCCGGUUUGACCUUGAGGCUUUCCUGAAGCUGAAGGCCGGUGAGAACUAG